Messenger RNA from Thermothielavioides terrestris NRRL 8126, 411 nucleotides. RefSeq lists its product as uncharacterized. The transcript has a single exon. The record is from RefSeq and is a predicted model, not a curated record. Gene Ontology annotation, cellular component: transcription factor TFIIA complex. Bases 1 to 411 code for a protein of 136 amino acids. Lineage: Eukaryota; Fungi; Ascomycota; Sordariomycetes; Sordariales; Chaetomiaceae. Gene Ontology annotation, molecular function: RNA polymerase II general transcription initiation factor activity; TBP-class protein binding. Gene Ontology annotation, biological process: RNA polymerase II preinitiation complex assembly; transcription initiation at RNA polymerase II promoter.
AUGGCCGAUAAUUCGGUUUACGACAAAUGCACCCUCCUCACCGCACUCACUGAUGCCCUCGACGACCUCAUUCUGGAACAGAAGAUAGAGCCGCAGCUCGCCAACAUUGUCGUCAGCAAAAUGCGCAAGGUCAUGGUCCACAAGUUCGGCGCCCUGGUUCGAAAUUCCGGGACGGUGGAGAUCACGGGACAGCUACUUAGCUACAACCACUACGACCAUAUCUGGAUAUUUCGGCUGAGAGACGCCAAACUGGUCCUUGCCACCGCCCCCGAAGGCCGCGCCAUGAUCCCAAGACCGACGAUCGACGCGGGCAAACUCAACAUCGCCUGCGGGCCGAGUAAGAUGGCCAGCGAGGAAAACGCACUUGCUGAGAUGCGGAGGAGGAACAGGGGGGUUUGGAUGUGCCGCUAG